Molecule: messenger RNA, 3011 nt
Organism: Menidia menidia (Atlantic silverside)
Lineage: Eukaryota; Metazoa; Chordata; Actinopteri; Atheriniformes; Atherinopsidae
Source: the annotation of a GenBank genome assembly
CUGCAUAGUCCUAUUCACACCUCCAGACGUGAUAGCUUAUUUAAAGAUGAUCUUUACUUAACAGAUGUCACUACAGGGCUGCAGGAGAUAAGGAAAAUGCAUGCUGAUCGGCUCUCUUCGCAACCCAAACUCCAGCUGGAGGACGACAGGGAGUCUGGCAUCGGCUCCACCCUUGACCUUACCAGCGGCUUUGAGGGCCACGGCGUACAUACCAAUCAACACGCAGACACACCUUCACCAAAAGCAGCAGACAGAAUCCCCGGAGAGACAGAUAACCCUCCUCAGACCGCAGCAGGGAGUCCACACAGCAUCAAGCAGAUCCUUGUUAACAUAUCCAAGAUCCCUCUUCUCUUCAUCCUCCUCUUCCUCUUCGUUUGCUCCUUGGACACUCUGAGCUCUGCCUUCCAGUUAGCAGGGGGUAAAGUUGCCGGGGACAUUUUCCAAGACAAUGAGGUGCUGUCCAACCCUGUGGCCGGACUGGUGGUGGGGAUCCUGGCCACUGUGCUAGUUCAGAGCUCAUCAACCUCAACCUCCAUCAUAGUCAGUCUGGUGGCCUCCGGAUUGUUGGAGGUGAAGUCAGCUGUACCAGUCAUCAUGGGCUCCAAUAUUGGGACUUCUGUCACAAACACCAUCGUGGCCAUGAUGCAGGCUGCGGAGAGAAAUGAGUUUAAACGAGCCUUUGCUGGAGCCACAGUCCAUGACUGUUUCAACUGGCUGUCGGUUGUGGUUCUAUUACCCCUGGAGGUAGUGAGUGGGUUAAUGACCCACCUUUCUCAGCUGCUGGUAACCAGCUUCCGGCUCCGGCCUGGGGAAGAAGCUCCUGAGCUAUUAAAAGUCAUUACGGAGCCGGUCACAAAUCUCAUUAUACAGCUGGACAAAUGUGUGAUCACAGGGAUCGCCAUGGGACAUGAGGGCAUGAGGAACAGGAGCUUGGUGAAAACGUGGUGCCAGAUUGAUUUGUUCGGGUCUCCUGGUAAUGGGAGCAGUGACAACUGUGGCCACAGUAAUAACAUGUCUCUGUCUUCCCACGUCAGAUGUAGACAUCUGUUUGCAUCUGCAGAGCUCUCAGAUCUUGCAGUGGGCCUCAUUCUCCUCGCUGCCUCCCUGGUUGUCCUCUGCACAUGUCUGUUGCUUCUGGUCAAACUCCUCAACUCUCUUCUUCUGGGCAAAGUGGCAAAGGUCAUCCAUAAAGUCAUCAACACAGACUUUCCUUUUCCAUUUGGGUGGCUGGCAGGAUACAUUGCCAUGUUUGUGGGAGCUGGGAUAACAUUUGUGGUCCAGAGUAGUUCUGUCUUCACUUCAACCAUGACUCCCUUGGUCGGCGUCGGUGUUAUCAGUCUGGAGCGAGCAUAUCCUCUCACACUUGGCUCCAACAUUGGCACCACCGCCACAGCGCUGCUGGCAGCACUGGCCAGCCCUGGACACAAACUGGCAGCUGCCAUACAGAUUGCCUUGUGUCAUCUCUUCUUUAAUAUCUUUGGCAUUCUGCUAUGGUAUCCUCUUCCGUUUAUGCGUCUACCAAUAAGGAUGGCUCGGGUCCUUGGAGAGCGCACCGCCAAGUAUCGCUGGUUUGCGGUCUUGUAUCUCCUGGUCUGCUUCUUACUCCUACCAUCACUGGUGCUCGGCCUCUCGUUGGCUGGCUGGCGGGUCAUGGCUGGAGUCGGGGGUCCCUUCCUGGGUGUUACCCUCUUCAUUGCCAUGGUCAAUAUGCUGCAGGCCCACAGCCCCAAUCGUCUGCCCGCCAAGCUCCAGACCUGGGACUUCCUGCCCAGGUGGAUGCGCUCUCUGAAACCUCUUGACAGAGCGAUCACAAAAGCAGCCUCAUGCUGCAGCUUCACUUAUGAGGAGGGUCAAGAAGUAGAGGAGGAGCCCAUUUCAACCCAAAUCUCAGGCAGCAUGGAGGAAGAGUCAGUUCAAAGGAAAGAGCAGCUGGGUUACCACAACCCAGUCCUGGACUGCCUGGAUGAGAGCAGACCAGGGGUGCUGGUUCUUAAACUAAGAGGGUUAGAAAGGUGCAACAGCACUCCUCUGUAGAAGAACUGAUAAAAAAAAAGCUUUUUUAUACUCUCCGUAUCAACAUCGCUGCAGACCUGAGAGAAGUAUUUUCUUUACAAUUCCAAAAUUCUUUCAAAAAAGAUAAUUAAGUAGUUUUCCAUAUUCCAGAAACUCAGUGUGAGAAUCAGGUCAAAUUAAAGUUUUGAUUCUUACACACUGCCACAUAAGUCACCCAGUCUGAGUGUGUGGGUCUGGCCCACUGAAAGGAUACUGCCUGGUGGGGACCUGCAUUUUAAAGGGGCUGCAGUGAAAGAGAGCAUCGACAUUAAGGAAGGGUGCCAUGGAGGUUUUUUAUUUUAUUUAGCCUUACUUGUGAGCUUUUGAGAUUUUUUCACUCGAAACACGACCAAUCUCAGUCUGCCAUGUGAAUGUCUUUUAGUUGCAUUUCAACCAGAAACUGCUGGAGCUUUGCAUGAUUGCAUGAUUAUGGGUGAUUGAUAGCAGCCUCUAAGUAUUACACUGUGAAAAAAUGACAGUUACAAAGAUUAGUGAGAGAACAAUCUUCAUUAACAACCAUGUUUCAAGUUGCAUCUCAUAGCUCUUCCAGAUUAAAUGGUUUCAUUAACUCAGGAAGAACCAUUAAUAACCAUCCACGCAGACGGUCCCUCCAUGUGACACUGAUUUAAUUGUUUCCAUAUUGUUGUAUACCAAAAGGAACACAUCAGGAUUAGAGUCAGGAUUAGAGAAGCAAAGACAUGGAAUAUUUAAAGGCAGGAAAGAUGAAAAACCAAUUAUGCCCGAUUCAACAUAGCAAGUGAUUUUAAGAAAGUCUUCAGAGGGCUGAUGAAGCUGCUCCUUUUCAUUUUUAUGUAUCAAGAUGUCAUGAUACCGGGUUGCAACAGGACAGCAUAUCCAAUAUAAAUCUUUUAAAUUGAAUUUCAGAAUUGGAAAGUAAUCCUUCAAUCACGCUCAGUUUGAAGGGUCUGUCAUGUCUGUUUGUAUCUUAUUGAAUUUCA